CUUACUUUCAUUCAAUAACAACCCCAAUCACCAAGUGUCUGUGUGUGCAUUGUGUUCAUCUUCUUUCAUGAACUUCUCUCGAACCUAAAAGUGAAGCACAACUCUCUCUUCAGAGCACAUUAUCAAGAAUUAUUCAGGUAAGGAUCUCCUGGUUGCUUUUCAGUUAUUCGAUACUCAGUUUUUUCUUAAUCCAAAUUUCAGCUUGGAUGCUUCUACGUAAUCUGUUGAACAAAGCUGCUUUUCACUUUUUUUUUUGGAAAUUUAAGAGUGGAAUGGAUAGAGCAGAAGCCAAUAACAGAAACCGAAUCGGAUCGAUUAAAACAGCUGUUAGUUUGUACAGGGAGGGGAUUCUUGGGGGAAAGCCUGAGCUCCAAAAUACCCAAAUUGGUUUCUCAGAGCUACCUUCAAAAGCAAAAGCAAAGGAACUGUAUUUGGCAAACAGGGAAAUUGGUCGACUAGAUGAGAGCAGAAAGUUUGAAGAGUCUGUAAAAUCCCAAGCAGAACCUGAGCUUUUUAAUGCAAGAAAGAUGGUAAAGGAUCUCACCUUGCAGAUUGAGCAAUCGAAGUUGAACACAGAAGUGCAGAGACGGGAGAUUGAAAUACUGAAGCCGGAAAGAAGUGAAAAUGGGUUGUCAUUCAAUGUUGAAGUGGAUAAAUUUCAGUACGCGGAAAUGACGAAAGACCUAGAACUUGUGAAACAGGAAUUGAGUAGACUUAAGCUUGAUAUGGCUUCGGUUAAAGAAGCCAAAUUGUUGGUAGAAAAAGAAACAGAAGACACGAUAUUGAGAGCGAGGUCCUGUUCAAGCUCUGUGGAAGCACUGAGAAAAGAAAUUGAAGAUGCAAACGACGAAGAAGUACUUGCUCAGCUUGCUAAGAUCGAAGCAAUUAGUGAACUAGAAGCUAUUGAAGCUCAAAGACAGGCCGAAGCUACUAAAUUCUUAGACACAAUGGAGAAAACCAGAAAUAGAAUCAAGGACAUGAUCCAAGAACUUGACCAGGCGAAGAAGCUCGAAUCCAUACUGGCAAUAACAAGUGAGGACGUUGACGUCUUACAGAAUGAACUAAAGCUACUCAGGGCAAUGAAGUACAGGGUUGAGCAAAACGGAACUCCAGGUGGUACUGAGGUUGGUAAGGGAAUGGAAAAGCAGCCAGAAAAUUCAACAUUGUUACGGUCAGCAACUGAAGAACUAGAUGCAGCAAAGAAAGAAUUGACCCAUAUUAGAGAAGAAGGAUACCAAUUCAUGUCCUCCAUGGAUUCCAUAAGAGACGAAAUCAAGUGUGUUUCCAAAGAAUCAGCCCAUUUGAAGAAUUUAGAAGAUAAAGCAGAUUUAAAUGUUCAAAGUCUGAAUUCGAAGCUCCUCAACGCUAAGGCCAAGAUGGAAGUUGCAUCUGUAGCCGAGAAAAAGACAAAAGUAAUUCUUUCCGAUCUAUCAGCCACUCUUCAUCAGUUAGAAACAGAAAGAGAUGCAUCAAAGAAAGAGAGAGAGCUCGUUAGAGAAGAAGCUGCUGUCGUCCGAGAAGAAACGCAAAAGAUUGAAUCUAAAAUUGACUUGAUGGAGAGCGAGUUACAAGCUGCAAUGCAAGAGCUUGAAGCAGUAAAAGCAUCAGAAGCAAGUGCUCUUGAUAGCUUGAAAAAUCUUACUGAGAAAACCAUGAGAGAUAGAGCUACAACACCUGAGCAGAAGCCUUCAAUAACCAUUUCAAAAUUUGAGUAUGAAUAUUUGACUGGGCAUGCAGACGGAGCGAAAGAAAUGGCAGAUAAGAAGGUUGCAGCAGCUGAGGCAUGGACCGGAGCACUAGGAGCUUCUAAGAAGGAGAUGUUGAAAAUUGAAAUAGCAGAAAAAGAAUUGAGUCAGCUACAAGCAAUGGAGGAACAUGAGUCAUAUACAAAACAACAAAGUGAGAGAGACACCCAAACUGAAAAUUUGCAAGUCCAAAAGGCAUUACGAAGAAAAUCCAUGAAAGAUAAUGGCAACUCAACCCCAAGACGGGCCAAGCCACAUAGGCCUAGCUCACCAGGAGCUUGGUAUGUGGCUAAAUCUCCUUCAAUUGCUCACAAGAAUAAAAGGAAGGCAAUGCCCAACUUUGUGAGGUUCUUCAGCAGAAAAGGAACUGAAAAGAACCACUUAUCUGCCUGAGGGUAUCAUUAUUAUUGGGGGUGUACAUCUCCUACUACAGAAUCAGAGACGAAUAUUAUUACUAUUAGUUCUUUGGGUUGAUUUGAUAUUUCUUUAUUGGUCAGUUCACUGAAGAUUAAUCCUUUGCCUCUUAAUUACCUGCUAAACCUUUUCUUUUUAAACCCUAUCCCAUCUUUUUCCUUUUCUUUUUGUUCUCUUAUUAGUGCAUAAUUCCUGUCUAGAGACACAAUUUUGGCUUGCAUGGUAGAAAGGUACCCAAGUAGAUUUUAUUGUAGCUAUGCUUCUCUAACAUUGCUGGAACUUAAACAAUGAACUAUUGGAAAGGUACUUUUGCUUCAGAUUUGACCUUGUUUGUACGA
This is a messenger RNA of Nelumbo nucifera (sacred lotus), 2497 nucleotides long. Its product is annotated as protein PLASTID MOVEMENT IMPAIRED 15-like. Gene Ontology annotation, cellular component: cytosol. Lineage: Eukaryota; Viridiplantae; Streptophyta; Magnoliopsida; Proteales; Nelumbonaceae. Gene Ontology annotation, biological process: chloroplast avoidance movement; chloroplast accumulation movement. The record is from RefSeq and is a predicted model, not a curated record.